Messenger RNA from Protobothrops mucrosquamatus (brown spotted pit viper), 3640 nucleotides. It is a transcript of the gene PCDH1, whose product is annotated as protocadherin 1. Gene Ontology annotation, cellular component: plasma membrane. The transcript has 4 exons. NCBI's taxonomy places the organism in Eukaryota, Metazoa, Chordata, Lepidosauria, Squamata, Viperidae. Bases 16 to 3612 code for a protein of 1198 amino acids. Gene Ontology annotation, molecular function: calcium ion binding. The record is from RefSeq and is a predicted model, not a curated record. Gene Ontology annotation, biological process: homophilic cell-cell adhesion.
UCAUCAGAAUUCAAAAUGCAACAGCUGGUUUCUUGUCUGGGUGUAUGGUUUUUCCUACAGCUUCCCAACCUUGGUUCUGGAACACGUGUAGUCUACAAAGUACAGGAAGAGCAGCCACCCAAUACACUCAUUGGAAGUCUGGCAGCAGACUAUGGCUUCCCAGAUGUAGGGCAUCUCUAUAAAUUAGAAGUGGGUGCCCCCUAUCUACGUGUUGAUGGCAAGACUGGUGAUAUCUACACCACAGAAACUUCCAUUGAUCGGGAAAGCCUGAGAGAGUGCCAGCACUUGUUCCCAGGAGAUCCUUGUUUUCUGGAGUUUGAGGUUUCUAUCACAGACCUGAUGAACAAUAGCCCUCGCCUACUAGAGGGACAGAUUGAAGUGAUGGACAUCAAUGACAAUACACCCAACUUUGCAUCUCCUGUCAUCACACUAGCCAUUCCUGAAAAUACCAACAUUGGUGCACUUUUCCCUAUUCCAUUGGCCAUGGAUCGUGAUGCUGGUGCCAAUGGUGUUGCUUCCUAUGAGCUCAUGCCUGGUUCAGAUGCCCAAAAACUUUUUGGCUUGCAAGUAGCAGAGGAUCAAGAUGAGAAACAGCCACAACUAAUUGUAAUGGGAAACCUAGACCGAGAGCAGUCAGAGUCCUAUGACUUAACUAUCCGUGUUCAAGAUGGGGGUAGCCCACCUCGUGCUAGCAGCGCUUUGUUGCGAAUCACCAUUCUGGACAUGAAUGAUAAUGCACCGAAGUUUGAGAAACCAUUGUAUGAGGCUGAACUUUCAGAAAAUAGUCCUAUUGGUCACUCUGUACUGCAGGUGAAAGCGAAUGAUUCUGAUCAGGGUGCCAAUGCUGAGAUUGAUUAUUCCUUCCAUCAGGCUUCAGAUGUAAUUCAUCGGCUGCUACGCUUAGACAGAGCCACUGGACUCAUCACAGUACAAGGUCCUGUUGAUCGUGAAGAUAUUAAUGUGCUCAAGUUCUCAGUGUUGGCUAAGGACAAGGGAGCUAAUCCCAAAACUGCCCGUGCCCAGGUAGUGAUCAGUGUCAGGGAUAUGAAUGAUAAUGCUCCUUCCAUUGAAAUUCGUGGUAUUGGUUUGGUGACUCAUCAGGAUGGCAUUGCCAAUAUUUCUGAAGAUGUGCCAGUUGAGACACCUGUGGCUCUUGUACAAGUGUCUGAUCGGGAUGAGGGUGAAAAUGCUGUUGUGACCUGUGUGGUGGCUGGUGAUGUACCUUUUCAGCUACGACAAGCCAGUGAUACUGGCAGCGAUAGCAAAAAGAAAUACUUUCUACAGACCACUACACCCCUGGAUUAUGAAGCUGUGAAAGAAUAUACCAUUGAGAUUGUAGCUGUGGAUUCUGGUAAUCCACCCCUGUCAAGCACCAAUUCCCUAAAAGUGCAGGUGAUGGAUGUCAAUGACAAUGAUCCAGUGUUUAGCCAGAGCUCAACAGAGGUGGCAUUUCCUGAGAAUAAUUCCCCAAAUGACUUGGUGGUAGAAGUGAGUGCUACUGAUGCAGAUAGUGGAUCUAAUGCUAAACUGAUCUACUCUCUUGCUGGAGAAUCUUUAUCAAAAGACACCUUCUCAAUUGAUCCAGAAUCUGGUGAAAUCCAUGUAAAAAAUGUGCUGGAUCGGGAACAGCAAGAACGCUAUGAAUUCUUGGUAGUUGCAACUGACAAGGGUAGCCCUAGCCGCAAAGGAACUGCCUCAAUUGCUAUCAGUGUCAUGGAUCGCAAUGAUAAUGAUCCAAAAUUCAUGCUCAGUGGCUACAAUUUUUCUGUCACGGAAAACAUUCCACCACUGAGUCCAGUGGGCAUGGUGACAGUUAUUGAUGCAGACAAAGGAGAUAAUGCUGUCAUUCAACUCUCAGUGGAACAGGAUAAUGGUGACUUUGUAAUCCAAAAUGGUACUGGAACCAUUCUCUCCAGUAUAUCUUUUGAUCGUGAACGACAGAGUACUUACACUUUCCGUCUUAAAGCUGUGGAUGGGGGAGAUCCACCAAGAUCUGCUUAUGUGGGGGUGACAAUCAAUGUAUUAGAUGAGAAUGACAAUGCUCCUGUAAUUAUAUCUCCAUCCAAUGCUUCCUAUAAACAUAUUCUACCUAACACUAGUCCUGGGCAACAGGUUAUGAGUGUUGGAGCUGAAGACAUUGAUUCUGGGAUCAAUGCUGAAUUACUAUUUAGAAUUGCUGGUGGAAACCCCUUUGAACUCUUUAAGAUUUCAUCUGUAAGUGGAAAUAUCACAUUAGAAAAAGAGAUUCUCCGCAAGCAUCAUGGACUUCACCGCUUGGUUGUACAUGUAAAUGACAAAGGGAAACCUUCUCAUCAUGGCACAGCAUUAGUUCAUUUUUAUGUGAAUGAAACAUUGGCUAACCGGACACUGCUGGAGACUCUAGUAGGACACAGCUUGGACACACCUAUUGAUAUUGACAUUGCUGGUGAUCCAGAGUACGAGCGCAACAAGCAGCGCAGUAAUAUUUUGUUUGGAGUCAUUGCAGGCAUAGUAGCUGUCACCUUGAUAAUUUUGCUUGUUGUGCUGGUACGCUACUGUCGUCAAAAGGAGGCCAAAAGUGGUUAUCAAGCUGGCAAAAAGGAAACUAAGGAUCUGUAUGCUCCCAAACAAAGUAGCAAAGGGAACAACAAAGCUAAAGGCAAAGUGAAAAAAAGCAAAUCCACUAAGCCACCAAAACCAACUGAGGAUGAAGAAGAAACAGGUCUGCAGAAAUCUCUUAAAUUCAACCUUAUGAAUGAUUCAGUAAGUGACAGUCCCCGCAUUCAUCUGCCUCUUAAUUAUCCACCUGGAAGCCCUGACUUGGGUCGCCAUUACCGUUCCAAUUCACCUUUGCCUUCCAUUCAACUGCAACCCCAAUCACCAUCUGCCUCCAAGAAGCAUCAGGUAGUACAGGAUCUCCCAGCCACCAAUACAUUUGUGGGCACUGGGGACAGCAAUUCUACAGGCUCGGAGCAGUAUUCAGACUACAGCUACCGUACCAACCCUCAGAAAUACACCAAUAAACAGUUACCUCAUCGUCGAGUGACAUUCUCUGCAGCCAAUCAGGCUCAAGAUCUGCAGGAUCCCUCCCAGCACAGUUACUAUGACAGUGGCCUUGAAGAGUCAGAAACACCAAGCAGCAAAUCUUCAUCAGGGCCUCGAAUAGGGCCUCUGGCUCUACCCGAGGACCACUAUGAGCGCACCACACCUGAUGGCAGCAUUGGUGAGAUGGAACAUCCUGAGAAUGAUCUCCGACCUUUGCCUGAUGUAGCCUUGACAGGGACCUGUACUCGAGAAUGCACAGAAUUUGGUCACUCUGAUACCUGUUGGAUGCCAGGUCAGUCCUCUCCAAACCGGCGGCCCAAGAAUGCCCUCAAAUUCUCCACAUUUGUGCCUUAUCAAGACAGAGGGAGUCAAGAACAAGUUGGGAAUGGAAGCCCCAGACUCUCAGAAGAGCGCAACACCAAAAUGGCUAACCUCCGCCUGCUCCCCACAUACAGUGCCUUCUCCAACAGUAGCCAUGAGCCCUGCAAGAAUUCCCCCAUGGAGGAAAUCCCUCUCACCCAGACCUCAGACUUCCAGACAGCCACCACACCAUCAUCCCAAACUGCCAAACGAGAGAUCUACCUGUGAGAAUGAGGAGGCCAUAUAAAGUAUCUGA